Messenger RNA from Opisthocomus hoazin, 928 nucleotides. It is a transcript of the gene DPT, whose product is annotated as dermatopontin. Gene Ontology annotation, biological process: collagen fibril organization. Gene Ontology annotation, cellular component: extracellular matrix. The record is from RefSeq and is a predicted model, not a curated record. Lineage: Eukaryota; Metazoa; Chordata; Aves; Opisthocomiformes; Opisthocomidae.
AUGGACCUCGUCCUUCUCUGUGUGUUCCUGCCUCUGGUGACUGUGGCAUGGGGCCAGUAUGGCGACUAUUACUACGGUCCCUAUAACUAUGGAGAUAAUGAUGAAUGGGUCAAUGUGUACCGGCAGGGUUUCAACUUCCAGUGCCCUCACGGGCAGGUCAUCGUGGCCGUCAGGAGUGUUUUCAGCAAGAAGGAAGGCUCCGACAGACUGUGGAACUACGCCUGCAUGCCGGCAGCCCAGAGCCUCGGUGAGCCGACAGAGUGCUGGUGGGAAGAGAUCAACAGGGCGGGAACCGAAUGGUAUCAAACCUGCUCAAACAAUGGGCUGGUGGCUGGUUUCCAGAGUCAGUAUUUUCCAUCUGUUCUUGACCGUGAAUGGCAAUUCUACUGCUGCCGCUAUAGCCGGAGAUGUCCGUAUUCAUGCUGGUUAACAACAGAAUAUCCGGGACACUAUGGAGAAGAUAUGGACAUGAUGAUGUACACUUACGACCAUUACAUCCGUGGGGCAACCACAACUUUCUCUGCUGUGGACAGGGAUCGUCAGUGGAAAUUCAUUGUCUGCAGGAUGACAGAGUAUGACUGCCCAUAUCAAAAUGUUUAAAAAGAUCGAUUGUACCCAACUUGGAAAGCUUGGGGACGGACAGGGUGGGAUGAGGGUCAGUGAUUACGGGAGAAGGGCAGUUAGGCUCACAAAAACAGUACCAAGACUCAUCAGCUGUCUGCUGAAGAUACAAUUCUUUCACUCUGGAGCUCUUAAAUAAAGUGCCAGCCCGCGUGCUUGCAACAGCGAUUUUGGAGGAUUCCUUCAAGCUGCACUGGCAGUUGUAUCCCCCAAUUAAACUGCUUAUGAGAUACACGUGUAUGAUACACAAGUCUAUGCCAUAUCCAGUUACCUUUUCAUAUAUACUUAUAGUGAUUCUGAACACAUA